AUGGCCCUAAGAACCCAGUUUGAGAACAGAAACGAUGUUGGUGUGUUUGCAAAACUGACAAAUAGCUAUUGCCUCACUGCCAUUGGUUCCGCAGAGAACUUCUAUAGUGUGUUUGAGGGCCAAUUGAGGGACCAUAUGCCCGUCAUUCACUGCUCCAUUGCAGGGACUCGUGUCAUCGGAAGACUUGUUGUCGGCAACAGUCGCGGGCUAUUAGUUCCCAAUUCAACAACCGACCAAGAGCUUCAAUUCCUCCGUCUCUCUCUUCCUGAAAAGAUUCAAAUCCAACGGGUGGAGGAGCGGCUUUCUGCAUUGGGAAAUGUGAUUGCCUGCAAUGACUAUGUUGGGCUUGUGCACCCCGAUCUGGAUCGGACAACGGAGGAGCUUAUUGCCGAUGUUUUGGGAAUAGAAGUUUUCAGGCAAACCGUUGCCCAACAGGUGCUUGUGGGCUCCUAUUGCGUCCUCACCAACCAGGGCGGAUUGAUCCACCCAAGAACAACUAUCGCAGAACAGGAGGAGCUUGCAUCGCUAUUGCAAGUUCCCCUCGUAGCUGGCACUGUCAACAGGGGGUCUGAUGUUAUUUCUGCAGGUCUUGUGGCCAACGACUGGACUGCCGUGGCGGGACUCGAUACCACAACCACAGAGCUCUCCGUGAUCGAGGGUAUAUUCAAAAUACAGAUGAAGGGAACCAAUGUGAUGCGUUCCAUGUCCGGAGUCGAUAGCUCUUCCAUGGAAAAUAUGAUGAACCACUAA
Molecule: messenger RNA, 750 nt
Organism: Mitosporidium daphniae
Lineage: Eukaryota; Fungi; Microsporidia
Exons: 2
Coding region: 1-750 (249 amino acids)
Biological process (GO): maturation of 5.8S rRNA; assembly of large subunit precursor of preribosome; cytosolic ribosome assembly
Cellular component (GO): cytosol; preribosome, large subunit precursor; nucleolus
Molecular function (GO): ribosomal large subunit binding
Source: RefSeq, a predicted model, not a curated record